This is a messenger RNA of Rosa rugosa (rugosa rose), 1123 nucleotides long. Its product is annotated as transcription factor WER-like. The record is from RefSeq and is a predicted model, not a curated record. Gene Ontology annotation, molecular function: transcription cis-regulatory region binding. Gene Ontology annotation, biological process: cell differentiation. Lineage: Eukaryota; Viridiplantae; Streptophyta; Magnoliopsida; Rosales; Rosaceae. The coding region runs from base 135 to 863 and encodes 242 amino acids. The transcript has 3 exons. Gene Ontology annotation, cellular component: nucleus.
AGUCACUAAUUCAGAUAUAUUGCUAGUAAUCUAUAAUAAGCAAAAAAAUUAUACAUGUGCUUAUCGUGAAGGUCGGCUUUAUAAUAUGAUCGAGCCACUACGCUCUCCCAACAGAGAGAGAGAGAGAGAGAGAGAUGGGGGAAAGCAGUACUUGCUAUGAUAAGAACGAGGGACUGAAGAAAGGAGCCUGGGCUGCAAGUGAAGACCAGAUUGUCAAAGACCACGUCAAAAAACAUGGUGUGGGAAAAUGGGGCAAAUUAUCUAGGGAAACAGGUCUGAAGAGAUGUGGGAAGAGUGUGAGGCUUAGGUGGAUGAAUUAUCUGAGGCCUGGUAUCGUUAGAGGCAACAUUACAGAAGAUGAAGAAGAGCUCAUCAUCAGACUCCACAAACUCUUGGGCAACAGAUGGUCACUGAUAGCCGGAAGGAUACCAGGGCGAACUGAUAAUGAAAUCAAAAACUACUGGAAUUCCUGCUUAAAGAGGAAGCUACAACAACAAAACCACUUGGAAGUGCCUAGAAAUGAGGAGAUCAGGGAGGACUUGUCAUCCUCUGCUGCGGUUGCCGCUGCCGCUGAGAAGAACCCACAUUUGACCGGAAACAAUGUCAAUGAAGACGAAGAUUAUCAUCAGCAUCAUGAUGUUGACUUUGGAGUUGGAAUUGAGUUUGAAGCAACUGAUAAUAAUAACGGCACUGGUGAUGAUGAACAUCCGAGGGAUGACCUUUGGUGGAACAACUUCAUAAUGGAUCUGAAUGAUAUCCAACUCGAUGUAUCUGAAUUUCAAUCCGACUUCCCCGAGAUUUGGGAAUCUAAGGUGAACGUUAUCGACGUUGGAGAUUACAGCACCGAUCAUCAUGCCAACUAAUUAAUUCCUUGAUUUGACCUUGAUUAUUCUAUUAAUUAAUUUCUUAAUUAUGCAUGUAUUUUGAAGCUAUUCAUGACGAAAUUGAAUGCAAGUUUAUUAAUUAUGUACUUGUGAAGAUGACUUAAUAAUCUACCCAUGAAACCUGUUGAUAGAAAGGCUCAAAGACUUAUGCUUUUGGUUAGACUUCACAAAAGCUGGUUCAGUUGAAAGAAAAUAAAAUUUUGCAAAUUGGUAAUAAAACAUGCGUGCCCCUUGCCCGC